CUUGGAGCUUUUAUUAUGCAUAUUGAAUGAUAUAGACUUUAUCUUUACGUGCUAUCCUUGCAAGUACGAUCGUAGACGAACUUUACAUCACUUUCUUUAUAAUAGUCCAAAUCACUGUUUCUGAACCAUAUUCCUUCUGAAAACAUAAUUUUACUUAUAGCAGCUUACGUCGGGAAAGCCAUCUGAAUACGAUAGCAUCUGUAGCGAGAUUCUGUUUGAGAAUGGGGAAGCAGUGAAAGAAAGCAUCACUACGUGUCGCAUUCUCGAGUUUGCAGCCAGUCGGAGUGGAGCGAGUUCAAAGCUCAGACUGAAAGCUAGUCUCACUGAUGUGCGCUUGCUCACGGCGGCGCGCGCUGGAGGGCUGUAAGAGCGGGAGGCAGAGUCUUUCCUCUCGGUCUUCACGACUAAGCCCUACGGAAGUGGAUGGCGGGAGAAGGUCAUGAAGGUAAUCGCUACCUUUAAGCUGGAUUUGGGCGGCUGUUACCGCAGAAGGAGCGCGCCCUGCCCAUCAAUUAUUCAUCCGUUGAGGAAGCGGUGGCAAACGGCGGCACGGCACGUGGCUCCGCACAUCCUCCGUUCUGCAAGCAGCCAUAGGCAAGUCAUGUCCCAUUGUGAGGGCACUUCAAGAAGAGCUGGAGAAGAGGACCAAGGAGGAUGAAGGAGGGAGACGGGCCGGACGAGUCAGAGGAGGAUUAUAAUGAAGUUGAGUGGCAAAGGAGCGUGCGCCGUCGUCUCCAGCAGCCUGCUAUUCGCGUGCGCCGUGAGCGCAGCAGUGGUGGGGUUCGAGUGUCUCUCUCUGGGAGCCAAAGUGAAAGCGCACUUCCAACUGAGCGCGGCUGCUGGUGCGUUUUACUCGGGAAUCCUGCUCGGACUUGGACAGUCACUGCUGGCCAUUGCGUUGCUCUGCUGCAGGGGCAAAGCUGCGUGUCGCAAUUUUUUCCUCUUUGGGCUUCUUGUGUUCCUGCUCGGCGUGCUCACUGCGUUCUCGGGCGCGGUGGUAGACGGCGACGCCGUGUCACUCGUGGAGCGGAAGUACUCGCGCUACUGCCUGGACACAUUGGAUGUACCUGCGGCGUGCGGGCGCCUCAAGGAUUACCAGCGUGGCCUGGUGGCGUCCACCGUACUUAACGCGCUCGAGUGCCUCAUUGGGCUUGUAAACCUGGUGGUCAUCAAGCGGUACCAGGCGGCUCAGGUUUACCGGAGGCGCAGAGCGCACAGGCGCAGCGCGCGCGAGGUCUUGCUUGUCGAGGAGCGCGAGCUCACAGUGGCCGCCAACUUUCGGUCGGUCUCCUAUAUCAGCUUAGCGGCGUGCGGCUCCCAGGCGCGUGAGGACGGUGCAGAGGCGCGGAAAAGCGGUCAUCCGUCUAUCGAACUACCGGGCUACGUGCCUUCCCAAAACGUGCUCCACCACGUGUACGGUUUCUCUUAUCCGCCAGCUAACGACUCACCGCCGGCCUACGAGGACAUAUUCCCCGGGGAAAGGAGGAACAAAGCGUUUGAGUGUUAAAACAGAGAGAAAGUUGCAAAACCACAUCUCUAAUCUGCAGUGACAAUCACUGGCCCCGGACAUCAGACGCACACGCGUCCCUUUCUCGGCUAAAUAAUAAGCAGAAUGUAUUAACGCAUUGCUCCCUUUGUCAUAGGAAGUGGGCAAGUAAGUACAUGCUACACUCAGUGAACUGCCUGUAGGAAAACUGAACUAAAAUGGUAAGAUAUAUAUUCAGAUUAUAAAUAUAAAGGCCUGGUGACUUUUUAACACAGCACUUGUUUAGAAUCUCUGAUUGUACACAACAUCUUAUGCCCAUGUACGUUGGUUGAUGUCACUCCGUUGGUUUAUUGUCAUAUUACCUCCGUUUGGCUCAUGAAUAAAAAAAAGAAUAUUCACCUUU
Messenger RNA from Tachysurus fulvidraco (yellow catfish), 1889 nucleotides. Its product is annotated as transmembrane protein 271-like. NCBI's taxonomy places the organism in Eukaryota, Metazoa, Chordata, Actinopteri, Siluriformes, Bagridae. The coding region runs from base 698 to 1507 and encodes 269 amino acids. The record is from RefSeq and is a predicted model, not a curated record. The transcript has a single exon.